UUUGCAAGUACAACAGUUCUCUGUGAGCCCCCAUUCAUUUCCUGAGAAGUGCGCAGAGCAGCUGAGAGGCUGAAAGGGAGGGAGUCACAGAGAGAGAGAGAGAGAGAGAGAGAGAGAGAGAGAGAGAGAGAGAGAGAGAGGGAGAGGGAGAGUCACAGAGAGGGGGAGAGGACUCUAUAAGGAAAACAGUUUUCACCGUUCUGCAGCUUCUGACAAGGCUCCAUUAAGAACAGGAUGCUAAUGCUUGACGGAAUGCCUACUGUCAGAGUCAAAGCAGAACCCCUGGAGUCUGAACAAGGGUCGCCCAAAGUGCACAGCUACCCUGGCAUGGAAGCGGUGCCCCUCCUCCUGAGCAAAGUCAAAGCCGAGCCGCCGGAGGACUUCCUCUCCUCUGAUCAGUUCCAGACGCAGACGGAGCCCGUGGACUUGUCCAUAAACAAAGCCAGGACCUCUCCCCACUCGGGCCCGCUGUCGUCGCAGUCGUCGCCCGUGACCUCCGCUCUCUCGCCGUGCCGCUCCUCGUCGUCCGCGUCCUCGUCCCCCACGGUCAUCACCUCCGUGUCCUCGGCCUCCUCGACGGGUGUGCCGACCAUGCUGGCGCAGGGGCCCCUGGCGGCCCCGCCUCCCUCCGGAGUCAGGGGCCAGCCGUUUUUGCACAUCAUCCACCCGGUCCCGCCUUCCAGUCCCAUUAACCUUCAGUCCAACAAGCUGCCCAGCCAUGUCCACCGCAUCCCCGUGGUGGUGCCCCUAAUGUACACCGCCGUGCGUUCACCGGGGAACCUGAACUCCACCAUCAUGCUACCUCUGCUGGACGAGGCAAGGAAUCAGGGCAAAGGAGUGCAAACCGACACGAACAGCUUGUCGCCGAGGCAAAUAAAAAGUGAUAGCGAUGAUGACCUGCCAAAUGUGACCUUAGACAGUGUUAAUGAAACGGGAUCUACUGCCCUUUCUAUAGCGAGAGCCGUACAAGAUUCCAUGUCACCGUUCAGUAUUGAGGGCGUGCGACGCACGCGGAGGUCCGAAUCGCCUGACUCCAAGAAGAGGCGCAUCCACAGGUGUGAUUUCGAAGGCUGUAAUAAGGUGUACACGAAGAGCUCGCACCUGAAAGCCCAUCGGAGGACACACACGGGUGAGAAGCCAUACAAAUGCACCUGGGAUGGAUGCACGUGGAAGUUUGCCCGGUCGGACGAGCUGACGAGGCACUAUCGCAAGCACACGGGCGUGAAGCCCUUCAAGUGUGCCGACUGUGACCGCAGCUUCUCACGAUCAGACCACCUGGCACUACACCGCCGCAGACAUAUGCUUGUGUGAGGUGCUGCCUGAAUUUUGGGGAGCGGGUGGGGGGGCGGGCUGCAUGGAGGGGCAGGACACCAUCCACUGCACGUGUUCAGCUGGCCUGAACACACCCCCCCCUUCCCCCUCCACCCAGGGUGGGGAGUCUGAAGAUAAGAUCCCACGAACCACAACAUCCUUUCCGUUUUGGAAUCGUGUCACGGAGCACUGUAUUACCUAUUUGUUCGAACAUUGAAAGUAUUUCAUCGGGACAAGGAAACGAUGCGGUGUGACAGUUAAAAACGUUCCUGUGUCACGCCCCUAAAGCAACAAGGUAUUCAGUUUUUAAACGGAAUUUUUAUUUCGGCUGGUUGUUGGUCAGAUGGCUGCUUUUCUGCGAUUAUAAUGUGAAAGAACACUGCAAACAGAGCGAUUGUGUCUGUGCGGGGGUCCCGCAGGGGGGCCCCCGAAGGCGUAGCAGAGUGAAACACAAGCAGCUUCCUCUUUUGGAGAGGAUUGUUGCACAAGAUCUUGCAGCCCCUCCACACCCAACACCACCCCCCCCCCCACCCGGCUCCACACGCCCUCCAGCCUCCACCUCGCAGGAAAUCGUCCGCUUUCAGGAUGGUUCCAUCGGGACCCAUCGUUGAGAGACAGUACUCCGAGAAAAUGAAGAAUCGCAGGGCCCAGGGGCUUUAGCGCAGAUCGAGUAGAUCUUCACCCACUCAAAACAAAUCCGGUGAAUGAGAUUAUACUCCCAAAUGGCAAGAUAUCAAGGAGCAUAUUUUCACACCCAUCCACACAUAUUACGAAUAUGUUUUAUUCAGUGUUGGUUCCCAUACAGUGGAUUUUUUGAACACAAGCACAUGAUCUUACGAAAUGUACAUCCUUUACUUCUGUAUGUUUAUGGCUUUUCAUGAUGGUGAUGCUUUAUUCCUGAGAGUUCUUAUUAUACAGUUUUUUGUCUAGAAAAAUGUUAUGGGUGCAUUCUGUGCUGUGAUUAGCGAUCGGUAAAGUGCAAUCUCAUUAAGUAAAUAUAGUUAUAUAAAACCUUUUUGUUGUUUUCGUUUGUUUUUUUUUUUAUAUCUUAAGCUGCCUGCUUUGAUACCAUAUAAAAAGUCCCUUACUAAACAUAACAUUUUCAUAAUAUUCAUUAUGUAUCAUUUAAGACUUUCUUGAGCACCUUACAUUUAAAGUAAAUGUGACCUUGUGACCAUUACCUAUUUUUUUCCAGAAUAAGAUUCACUCUCGUUUAUUUUAAAGAGAAAACAAGUGCUGUUGAAAUUUCUGUGGAUGUCUAGCAGGAAUUCAGUGCAUUCUUUGCAGACUGUAGAGCCUCACACAACAGCCUCCCUGUACUCUACAUCUGUGACUGAAGCUGAUCAGUCUUGGUUUUCCACCAGUGUAUCAUGUUUUUCUAUAUAGCAGAGUCCUCUAUAUUUAUAUUAGAUUUGUAUCUGUGACCUUUUAGAACACUCAGUUUGACAUUGUUAUGCUCUUUACAGACAUAAUAAUGCAAGGUAAUAAUUUUGAUCAUCUGAUUAAGGGCAACUGUUAGCAUGUUUAAUGUCCAUGGGUAUUUAAAAAAAUAUUGAACAUAUUUGUUCAGUGUUUUUGUUUAAUACACUUAAAAAUUGUCUCUGUUUGUAAAACGAAAAAAAAAGCUAUAUAUUAAAAGAAAACUAUUACAAUAGCAAUAAAGGGAUGUUCACAACGCAAACAUACUUAUAUCCCUGUUUUGCAACCGUUUGAUUUUUCAUUUAUGGUACAGCUAUCUAAUCUACUGAUACCACUACAUAUGCUCUGAGGCAGUAGAAUUAGGAUUUCCGCAUAAAUAAUAAAUAAAAAGAAAUCAGAUUUUCACCUGAGGAAAACGUGAAAUUAAACGGAGAGUUUGAAUGCGCGCUGUGUCCCGUCCAUGCGGACGCUCAUGACUGUGUUUCCUGAAUCCUGCUGUUUGGCAUAAUCCAUUGCAUGCAUUUAUGUCUUUAAUAGAUGCCGUGCAUUUAAUCAUAUUUAGCAAAGAACUGGACCUGAUUCAGUGCAACAGCCCUCCUUAAUAAUUAAAGUGACAAUAAGAUGGUAGCAUUAGCUACGUUUUAAUUUUGGAAAAUUGCGCAGCUUGUGCAUAUUAAUGAUGUGUCGGACAAUCUGCUUAACUUGAGAAGAGAAUAUACCACUGGCGGCUCCCUGUCACGCCUUUUCACUCAACUACCCGAUAGCUUUCCUGCUAAAAUAAGCAAUAUGAUAUAUUUUAGUAUCUGAUUGCACAAGCACCCUUAUGUAUGAUUAAUUCAUAAAUUUGUUCUUAGCCUAAUGCAUUGGUGGAAUUCUAGCCCUGUCUUACAAUUCUCUUUAUGCGUCCUGUGGGCUGAUUAGCAUGACAGUACAUAAAUAAUUCAUUUUUUAAAUCUCCCCCAGAUAUAUUUGGCGAACAGGUGAGAGACUGGCUGUGUUAGUGGUGAGCUGUUUCUAUCUGCAGGUACAGCAAAAUUGCAACAAAAAUACCCGUCGUAAUAUCAGUUCCAGCAACUGUAUGAGCUGUGGCUAUGCUGUCAUGGGAAUGGUCAGUUGCUGUCAUCAGCACCUUGUUCCUGAGGGUGUGAAGCCCGGUCUGACCACAGAUAUCUAGUGUUAAAUUGGCAUUAAUGGAUGUCCAAUCUACUCCAUAGAGUGCCAAGGCAGAAAUUGUGCAGUUUAUGUUUGAAAAUAGAAAUAACCCAAUAUAAUAUCGAAAGUGGGCUAAUUGUCUGAUGAUGAAUACUUUUGUGAAGGAAUAUGGUAAUAUGUCAGAAGAAUACAUUUGGCUACUUUUUUGCUCUUUGUGGAAUAUAUCCAGAACAACAUCAGACCAAUGUAUUUCUCCGUUCUAUUAUGAAUAAGUGUUCUCAUAUGUUGUUAUGCAUCCUAUUUGUGUAGACAUAAAAUAUAAUUUUAUUUGUCUAAUAAUCAAAGUUUGAUUGCCUUUUAUGGGAUCAGACAUAUCAUCAGCACCUUGUAUGUUACAAAGAAUAAUUAAAGCAAAGUUCUGUUUAAAGUUUAAUUACACAGUAAUAGUCAUCAACAUAUUUUCAUAAUGUGUACUUUUUAUACUUUUCUGAAAUGAAGGGCACUUCAUCAUUGCAUAUAAAUAUUUUCUGUAUAAAAGGUGUUUUAAGAUAAUGUAAUAUAUGUGAUAGUGCAAAAAUAUUUUGAAACUGUUUUACUUAGGCUGUAAAUACUAUUUAGCGGAGAGGCUUCCAAUUUUUAAUACAAAUUACGUUUAAUACAUUUUUACAGAGUACUCGUGGAAGGGCCUUGCUUAAAAUGAUUGUCCUCAUAAGCAAAUACAGAAAUAUGACCAGAGAUUAUGUAUCAAUCACUUUUGAAUUAAAUUGUUUGGUUGUCACUAAGACAAAUGUGAAAAUUACAGCAAUGCAUUUCGAGGUAGUAAAAACUGUUUAUGUAAAUGUAAAUUUAAAAGAACAAUUAUAGAACACCUGUGUAAAAAAUGUCUAAAAUGCAUUCUUUAUCUGAGCAUGCAGUGUUUUAUUCUAAAUCACUAUCGAUGUUAGUUGCACAUCAUCACGAUUCUUUUUUGUUCUGAAGCACCAUUUUCCAGGCAAGUUCAACUUUCUGCCAGAAACUGCACACUGUUGAUUGUUUUUUGCAUGUGCGAUUAGGUUUAUUACAAAUGGUCUCUAUAUACAUAAAUUGUUAGAUGAAAAUGCAGCCAUUGUUCCAGUUUGAACAAAAAAACGUUUCAUUUAUCUAUCUCGCGGCACCUACAACAAACCAGUGCUAUUGUUUUAAUUUAAGGAAUUACAAAGAAACUUGUGCAGAUAGUUUUAUACAUCACCAUGCAUCAGCAUGUUACUGCCAUGAUAGGCUUACUUGUAGGAGAAGUCUUACAUUUUAUGGCAUAAUUUGUAACGGUGAGCAGGGUUAAAGUUAUGCAAUAACGAACAGUGCCUCCAGAGACUCGUAUUACAGUGUGCAUGUGGUCAGAUGUUACAUUGAAACAUUUGAACAUUGCUAGUUACCAGUAAUAUGAUGGUGUACUUGCAGACAAUUAUACACAGUAAAAAUAAAAGCACAAUCGCUCUUCGAUCAAUAUGCAAAGAUCAUAUUGAACAAACAUCCCGACUUUUACAAUUUACUUUUACGAUCGAUGCACUGAGCCUUACGGACAGCUACGGAGACAGUUGUGAAUAGUCCCUAACACCAGUUUUGAAUAUAUGAGGUGUAUGUGUGUGUGUGGAAGUGACAUUUGAUUUGUAUGGAUGCAUUUACCGUAUAACCUCAGUUUUGAUCUAAAGGGCCAUUCAAGUUUUUUUACCUCUCCAGAUUGCACAUACAUAUAUACUUUCACUUUGUGUGUGUGUGUGUGUGUGUGUGUCCGAUUUCAUUUCCAGGAAUCACGACUGUCAGUUAAGUAAUGCAGUGUUGAAGUACAGUUCACAGGGCAACCUCUGCUGUAUGUGUGAAACCCAAGUUAGCAGUCUUUAGGAUUCUGUUUCCGUGAAACCUGGGGUCAGUAAUGUCUUUGUAUUUAUAUAUAUAUAUAUAUAUAUAUAUAUAUAUAUAUAUAUAUAUAUAUAUAUAUAUAUAUAUAUAUAUAUAUAUAUAUAUAUAUAUCUUUUUUUUCAUUUCAGACCAAUUCUCAUUAUUUUCUUUGCAUUUGAUAGUAGUUUAGCUGAUGCUUAUGUUACAAUUUUACUGAUAUUAUAUAAGUGUUGUUCUUGUAUGUACGUCUAGUGAAUGUAUUGUAAAUAUAUUCAGAACUUUUCAUCUUACUGUAACAUUUUGUUAUCAACCUACAAUGAUUAAAGGGAAUCCCUGUUCAUUAAGGACUAUCAGAGGGAGCCCCAGGUUCCUCAGAAAGGACGACAAUAACAAGUAUUUUCUUUCUUUUUUUUUUUUUUUUUUAAAAUGGUGUCUAAACAUUUCUGUCAGUACUUUGCUUUUUCUCUGUAUUCCGUUUUGCAGAUAAUUUGAGCUGUGAACUGAGUUUAAACAAAUAUAUGUAUAAUAAUCAGAAUUGAGGCAUGAAGGUUAAUAAAAUUGCAUUUUGUAUGUAAC
Messenger RNA from Brienomyrus brachyistius, 6333 nucleotides. RefSeq names its product Krueppel-like factor 12. Lineage: Eukaryota; Metazoa; Chordata; Actinopteri; Osteoglossiformes; Mormyridae. Gene Ontology annotation, molecular function: DNA-binding transcription factor activity, RNA polymerase II-specific; RNA polymerase II cis-regulatory region sequence-specific DNA binding. The transcript is spliced from 6 exons. Bases 235 to 1311 code for a protein of 358 amino acids. The record is from RefSeq and is a predicted model, not a curated record. Gene Ontology annotation, biological process: regulation of transcription by RNA polymerase II.